GAACUCCUGACUGCCGAUCCGGCCUACCACGAGAGCAUCUUUGAGGCGCGUCUGAAGCGCCAUGACCCAGCAGUGGCUCUCCUUCGACAGAAUCUCACUGCCCAGGAUAAUAUCACCAAGGCCCUCGUAGAACUGAAUGCCGGUGUUGCUGUUAAGAAACACGACUUGCUGGAGCAGCGUGAGCGGCGCACUGAAGAAGUGGAUAGCCUCAUUCGUUCUGGCGAGUCCUUUGGCGAAUUGCUGUUAAAGUGUGACGAGGGACAGGACUUCUACAAACAGAUGUCUGAGAGACUCCAGAAGAUUCGCUCAGAACUGACGGAACUUGCUGCUGACCUGGAACAACUGCAGCCGAAACCGAAACCUGUGGUUGCUCCCGUUGUCGCCGCCGCCGCAGUAGUAGCACCCGUAACCACUCCUGGUAAGUUCUUGUAG
Molecule: messenger RNA, 432 nt
Organism: Dibothriocephalus latus
Lineage: Eukaryota; Metazoa; Platyhelminthes; Cestoda; Diphyllobothriidea; Diphyllobothriidae
Source: the annotation of a GenBank genome assembly